Molecule: messenger RNA, 954 nt
Organism: Stylonychia lemnae
Lineage: Eukaryota; Ciliophora; Spirotrichea; Sporadotrichida; Oxytrichidae
Source: the annotation of a GenBank genome assembly
AUGGGAAAUAUCUGUGGAGAUAAUCAUGACUUAGGAUGGGAUAGUAGAUCCAACAAAAACAGACCAAAUUUCAAUAUGCAUGGAAUGGCACGUAGAUGGGAUGGAGGCAAAAUAUACUAUCUAAACUUAGUUAACAGAGCUAAUGAAGAACUUUACUUCAAGGUUGAAGCAGCAAUCUAGAAAUGGAACCAGUGGAAUGGAGAAAAUUGUUAGUGGGUUAUAGCAAGUAUGGAUACGCCUUACUGUGUUAAUUUUGUUGACGCAGCUGUACCAUUUGACCCUAAGAGCUCUUGUGGUUGCUGGAAAAAAUAAGAUUAAACUAUUUAGUUGAGUAAAACUUAUCAAAAUGGACAGCCAAUCAGAGUAGCCUGUAUCCUACAUGAAAUGAUGCACACAGCUGGAUUCAGACAUGGCGAUAAUUAUUAAGGAAUUACCAAUUACAAUUCAGUGCCAUUAGGGGCAAAUGAUCCCUAUUCAUUAAUGAACCUAGGUCAUGUAGUGUAAGGCAACUAUCCAAAUAAUCCAGAAGUACUCUCUAGAGCUGAUUCAGGAGAUAUCUUCUCCAAAGGUGAUCUACAAGCAAUCAAGUUGCUCUAUAAAUACCCUAAGUAACAUCAUGGAAUAUGGCAUAGACCUUGCAAUCCAAAUAAAUGCACUAAAGACUUUUGCCAUUGCAAUAGCUGCGGCUUAAUGCCGAAUGGAGUCAACUGUGGCUACACUGGUACAAUGUAAGGUCAUUGGACUUGUUGUCUUAACGAAGAGUAAGAUAUGCAUUGUGGGAAUCACACUGGUUUCUGGCAUGCUCCCUGCACAGAAUACGAAUGCACUGAUAUCUAUUGCAUUUGUCGCAACUGCUCAACUUCAUGCUUUUACAGAGGCAAAAAAGGACAUUGGUCCUGCUGCUUAAAAACCGAAGAAUGGGCAGAGUGCACUUAAUCGCCAUACAAGAUUUGA